Cygnus atratus (black swan) is the source of this 2027-nucleotide messenger RNA. RefSeq names its product coronin 1B (gene CORO1B). Gene Ontology annotation, biological process: actin filament organization; cell migration. NCBI's taxonomy places the organism in Eukaryota, Metazoa, Chordata, Aves, Anseriformes, Anatidae. The record is from RefSeq and is a predicted model, not a curated record. Gene Ontology annotation, molecular function: actin filament binding.
UCCCGCCCCGGUCCCGGCUCCGCCGCCAGCCCGCGCCCGGCACCGGCACCGGCACCGGCACCGCCGGCCCGGCCCGGCCGCCGCCAUGUCGUUUCGCAAGGUGGUGCGGCAGAGCAAAUUCCGGCACGUUUUCGGGCAGCCGGUGAAGACGGAGCAGUGCUACGAUGACAUCCGCGUGUCCCGCGUCACCUGGGACAGCACCUUCUGCGCCGUCAACCCCUCCUUCGUGGCCAUCAUCGUGGAGGCCAGCGGCGGCGGCGCCUUCCUGGUGCUGCCCCUGCACAAGACCGGGCGCAUCGACAAGUCCUACCCCACGGUGUGUGGGCACACGGGCCCCGUGCUAGACAUCGAGUGGUGCCCCCACAACGACCACGUCAUCGCCAGCGGCUCCGAGGACUGCACCGUCAUGGUGUGGCAGGUCCCCGAGGGGGGGCUUAGCCAGCCACUGACGGAGCCGGUGGUGGUACUGGAGGGGCACUCGAAGCGUGUGGGCAUCAUCACCUGGCACCCCACUGCCCGCAACGUCCUGCUCAGCGCAGGCUGUGACAACGUGGUGCUGAUCUGGAGUGGGACGGCGGAGGAGCUGUACCGCCUGGAGGGGCUGCACCCCGACCUCAUCUACAGCGUCAGCUGGAGCCGCGACGGCUCCCGCUUCUGCACCGCCUGCAAGGACAAGAGCGUGCGCGUCAUCGAUCCCCGCCGCGGCACCGUGGUGGCGGAGAAGGAGCGGGCGCACGAGGGUGCGCGGCCCAUGCGCGCCAUCUUCCUGGCCGACGGCAAGAUCUUCACCACCGGCUUCAGCCGCAUGAGCGAGCGGCAGCUGGCGCUGUGGGACACGGAGAACCUGGAGGAGCCCAUGGGGCUGCAGGAGCUGGACUCCAGCAACGGGGCCCUGCUGCCCUUCUACGACCCCGACACCAACGUGGUUUAUGUCUGCGGCAAGGGUGACUCGAGCAUCCGGUACUUCGAGAUCACGGAGGAGCCGCCCUACAUCCACUUCCUCAACACCUUCACCAGCAAGGAGCCGCAGCGCGGCAUGGGCUGGAUGCCCAAGCGCGGGCUGGAUGUCAGCAAGUGCGAGAUCGCCAGGUUCUACAAGCUGCACGAGCGCAAGUGUGAGCCCAUCAUCAUGACGGUGCCAAGGAAGUCGGACCUCUUCCAGGACGACCUGUACCCCGACACGGCGGGCCCCGACCCGGCGAUGGAGGCGGAGGAGUGGGUGGCGGGGCAGACGGCGGGGCCGGUGCUGGUGUCCCUGCGGCAGGCCUACAUCCCCAGCAAGCAGCACCUCAAGGUGAGCCGCCGCACCCUGCUGCACGACGCCCGCCCCGCCGCACCCAGCCCCGCCGCCCCCGCCGCGCCGCCCCCCGCGCCCCCCGCCGCCUCCGCACGCCUCAGCGCGCCCCCGGCACUGGGCACCGGCGCCCCCGCGCCCCCGGCGGGCGGGCGGCUGGACGAGGUGCUGCAGGAGGUGGCGGCGCUGCGCGCGCUGGUGGCGGAGCAAGGCCAGCGCAUCACCCGCCUGGAGGAGCAGCUCAGCCGCCUGGAGAACGGGCACGUCUAGGGCUCCCCCGGCCCGGGGCACGCGGCCGGGGCUGCCCCCCUUGUCCCCCUCCUCCCCGCACAGAGCCAGGGACCACACCGCUGCCCCAGGGUCCCCCCCUAAGACCUCAUCCCCCUCACCCUGGGGCUGUCCGUCCAUCCUUCCCUCGUUUUGUACGUCCGGCCGCUCCCCUCCCUGACCCCACUGCCUUACUGGGUGCUGCCCCCCUGGAUUGUGGACCACUACCCCCCCCACAGCUGCCCCCGAGGGCCAGGGGGAGUCUCUGGGAUCAAAUACUAAGCCCUGCACCCUUCCCAACUCUCCCAUGUCCCUAGGGUGGGGUGGGGUCUUCCCCUCUACAGCAUGUGCCCCGUGACCACGGGAUCAUCCCCCCCCCCAUAUCAUGGGGCUUUCCCCCUCCCCCUUUGUUCUCCCUACAGGGCAGGGUCAAAAUCUAUAUUUUCACUCCAAAUAAAUGUCUUUA